AUGCUUGCAUCAUUCCGAAAACAGGAUAAAAAGGAUGAAGAAUCAGGAACAAGUGGAAAUCCAUAUAAGAAUCUUGAAAAGGCAUCUGUUCUUCAAGAAGCUCGUACAUUUAAUGAAACUCCCGUAAAUGCACGAAAAUGUAUUCAAAUAUUAACAAAAAUUAUUUAUAUGAUUAAUCAAGGAGAACAAUUAGGUCAAACGGAAGCAACAGAAACAUUUUUUGCUAUGACAAAAUUAUUUCAAUCAAAAGAUGUAAGUUUAUUUAAAAAGACAUUAAUUAUUCUUCUCUUGAAGAAUAUUGAAUUUUUUUUCUGAAGAUUAUUCCAAUGAUAAACGUAGUAAAAAGAAUUUGACAAGUAUAAAAAAAUGUAUUUAUUUUGUCUAACAAGAAAUAAUUUAAAUCAAAAUAUAGCUAGAGAGAUAGUCCUUUUAGAAGUUGAUUAAUUAUACAUUAAGAGGCCCCUUAAAAAAGUCAAUUUUGGUCAAGCUUGUCGAUUUUGUGAUUUCUACCUGGAUAGAUAGAGUAAAGUGUGUACUUUCGAAUGCACUAUAGCUUAUUGAUUUUGUGGUGAGAUUUAAGGAUAUAACAUAAAUCUUUCUGAACGUCCCAUAGAAGAAAAUAAUGGUUUUUCUCAAAAUAGGAUUUUUAAUUUUUAUGUUUUCGUGCAUUCCAGAUUUCUCCGCUAUUUUAAAUGCUAGAAAGCUGGGUUUGGUGUCAAAAUGAAGGCAAAAACUUGCUCUACAGCUUAACAGAGCCAAAUUUUUCGAUUUUCCCAUUAAUACUUAUAAAAAACUCACUUUACUGGACCUAUACCCCUUGGAUUUUUCAUACUUCAUCAGAAGAGUUUUCUAAAAACAUAAGCUAAGAGAAAAUUGAAAAAUCUGGCCCUG
Messenger RNA from Rotaria sordida, 891 nucleotides. NCBI's taxonomy places the organism in Eukaryota, Metazoa, Rotifera, Eurotatoria, Philodinida, Philodinidae. The record is from the annotation of a GenBank genome assembly.